Molecule: messenger RNA, 1054 nt
Organism: Anolis carolinensis (green anole)
Lineage: Eukaryota; Metazoa; Chordata; Lepidosauria; Squamata; Anolidae
Gene: il10
Product: interleukin 10
Exons: 5
Coding region: 37-561 (174 amino acids)
Biological process (GO): immune response
Cellular component (GO): extracellular region
Molecular function (GO): cytokine activity
Source: RefSeq, a predicted model, not a curated record
UGCAAAAUCAAGUGAGACCACAAAGGAAGAGAAGACAUGACUGUCGUACUUGUGCUGCUGUCCCUGGUGCUCAUUUUGGAGAAUGCACAUUCCCAGCUUGCUGAAACCAACUGUCAAUAUUUUGCAAAUGCUCUACCUCUCCGACUCAAGGAGCUCAGGGGCACAUUUAAUAAGGUUAAAGAAUAUUUUCAAACCCAAGAUGAAGAGCUCGACAUCAUGCUGCUAAAACAGGAUUUACUGGAGGAUUUUAAGGGAUAUUUGGGCUGCCAGUCAGUGGGAGAAAUGAUCCAGUUUUAUCUGGAAGAGGUCUUGCCAAAUGUAAGCUCGAGCAAUACUAUCAACCAAGACGUUGGCUUUCUUGGAGACAUGCUGCUAGAACUGAGACAGUUAAUCAAGCGCUGUCACAGGUACUUCAUAUGUGAAAAGAAGAGCAAGACAAUAAAGGACAUCAAAGACACAUAUAAAAAGUUACAAGACAAAGGCAUCUACAAAGCAAUGGGAGAAUUUGACAUCUUCAUUAACUACAUUGAAGAGUAUCUUAUGAUGAAGAUGAGAAAAUGAAACUAUAAAACUUUGGGGGGGGGGUUUCAAUUGAGAAAUUGUUAUUUAUAGCAUGUUACAGAAAAUCAUUGGCAACAUACAAUAGUUUUUUUAACUUAAAUAUAUUUAUUAAUUCAGAUACCUCAGUUUUUAUGGUGUGCACUUUUUACAUUUUUAUACUUUUUAAAAAAAUAGUAAACCUGAUACAUAAUGUAUUGAUGUUUUUUAUAAGACAUUAUUUUCCUCUUUGUUGGGGGAUGAUUAAUAUUGUACUAUUCCAGGAAAUUGUUUAAAAGAGGUAAUAAGCCACUGCUUUGAUGAUUACCUAGAGUAUAUUCAAAUAAAAGGAACAGAGAAACAUAGAAAGAUGGUGUGAAUUAUUGUCAAUUGUGCUAGUACGAAUGGUCAUUUGUAAAGGUUGACAACAACCUUUGCUGAAUCAGAAUGUAAUGAGCUAAUAUUGGAUACUCAUAGUCACCAUAAGUCAAAGUUGGCAUGGCAGCAAAUAACAACA